Strongylocentrotus purpuratus (purple sea urchin) is the source of this 1489-nucleotide messenger RNA. RefSeq lists its product as uncharacterized. The coding region runs from base 219 to 1430 and encodes 403 amino acids. NCBI's taxonomy places the organism in Eukaryota, Metazoa, Echinodermata, Echinoidea, Camarodonta, Strongylocentrotidae. The record is from RefSeq and is a predicted model, not a curated record. The transcript is spliced from 3 exons.
UGCAUGAGAGUAGACUCGACCAAAUUUCACUUCUCCCUACGGCUUGAAUUGUACGUUUAUUGCUAUAUUUCAUCCAUGUUAUUUCUAUUUAGCUGAUCUCGAUUUCAAGAGGGAAAAACAAAGGCUGACAUGCACGAGAGAGAGCUAUUCUAAAACUCUAUUUUUGUCAUUGAACCUGGAUUCUUCAAGCACACGAAACCGUUUCUGAUAUCGUGAAGAUGCCGAAAACAGGGAGGUUCACUAUAGAAGAACGAAUGGCGGUACUGGAGCUUAUCAAACCCAAAGUGAUUUUGUUGGACGCAAUAACGAGUGAUGCCCAUUCCAGCGAUUGUAAGAAGGAAGCAUGGGAAUCCAUCACCAAGGAGUUCAUCAAGGACCGUCCCGGUCGACAGGACCUGACCUCCAAAGAGAUCCGGGAACUUUGGCGACGGAUGAAACACAGAGCCCGGAUGGAUGUCCGCCAGAGCAUCCAGAGCGCCAAGGUUGGACACGUCCGCACCAUAUCAGAAGCGGACAACAAUGGUUGGCUUCCAGACCACACGGGUCACAAGGUCAUCGACAUCAAUGACCUCGGCUUGGACAUGGAUACCAAGUUCAUCACCGAUUUUGUGCCGUUACUCGAAGAAGAAGCGACCGUGCUUGAGACUCGGAAUGGUGUUCUGCUUGAUAAGGAAAAGCCUGGUAUGGUGGAAAAACGACGGGCGUCCAACUCUCUGCUUCCGAACGAAACGCCAAAGAUUGUUAGAACAGAUUUGGGCGCUGCUCCGGCAAAGAAUGCCGGUGGCGAUUUCUUUGAGGUUGAUAUCGUAGAAGUCCUGGAGACGAGUACGUCAGGAGUGAAUGCAGUUCUAAGUGAUCGAUCUAGCCCAAAGUUGGAAGCUCCAAACCUCCUUGCAAAAGUUAAUAUCCCGUGUGGUAUUCAGAUCACUUCCGUUGUGAGUCAACAGCCGCAAUUCCAACCAGAAAAUACGAGCCAGAGUGUACCCCUCAAGUUCGACCAGCGGAUGAAAACAACCACGAACUCGGCUAUGAAACCUACAAUGAAACCUACAAUGAAAUCGACAAUGAAAUCAGCUGUGAGCUCGAAAUUGAACUCGAAUAAGCACUCAAGUAUAAACUCAAAUAUUAACUCGAAAAUGCACUCGAGCAGGAACCCAACGAUGAGCUCAAACAAGCAUCCGAAUAUGAACUCAACGAUGAGCUCAAAAAUGAAUGCGACCACGGCCACGGCCAAAGGCACUAGCAAGGACCUGACAGAUCUGUCCAUCCAGUUCUUAAAGCAGGAGCACGAAGCUAAGAUGGAGCUGAUUCGAUUGAAACAAGCAGCGGCCAAGGCCAAGAAUGAUACUGCCAGAGCGAAGAGAUCUGCUUACGACGAGAAGCGAAUGUUUUACUUUGAGAAAAGAAAGAAAUUACACGAUGGGGUUUGACGUUGAUGUAAACAACUUUUUACUAAUACAGUCAUGUUUGAUACUAUUAACGGGAGAAC